UUGGAGGAGAGCAGAAGAUGUGGCUUGUUUGCCUCUUGUGGAUUGCCCCUGUGCUAGGAUCCAGGCCUCGCGUUGAAGAUUUCCCCCCCCGAAUCGUUGAGCACCCGUCCGAUCACAUCGUCUCCAAGGGGGAACCGGCCACCCUGAACUGUAAAGCCGAGGGCCGGCCGACCCCCAUCAUCGAGUGGUAUAAGGACGGGGAGAGGGUAGAGACGGACAAGGACGACCCGCGCUCCCACCGCAUGCUCCUGCCCAGCGGCUCCCUCUUCUUCCUGCGCAUCGUUCACGGCCGGCGGAGUAAACCCGACGAAGGCGUCUAUGUCUGCGUGGCCAGAAACUACCUGGGGGAAUCCGUCAGCCGAAACGCAUCGCUGGAGGUGGCAAUUUUGCGGGAUGAUUUCCGCCAGGCUCCGAGCGACGUGGUCGUGGCGGCAGGAGAACCGGCUGUCAUGGAAUGCAUCCCGCCGCGGGGCCACCCCGAGCCCACCAUAUCCUGGAAGAAAGACAGCGGUCGCAUCAGCGAUAAGGACGAGCGGAUCACGAUCCGAGGAGGAAAAUUAAUGAUUUCCAACAGCAAGAAGAGCGACGCGGGGAUGUACGUGUGCGUGGCCACCAACAUGGUGGGCGAGCGGGACAGCGAGCAUGCGCAGCUCAUAGUCUUUGAGCGGCCGAGCUUUGUGAGAAGACCCAUCAAUCAGGUGGUCCUGGCCGACGACGUGGUGGACUUUUACUGCGAGGUGCAGGGAGACCCGGCUCCCACCGUGCGCUGGCGCAAAGAGGAGGGGGAGUUACCCCGCGGGAGGUAUGAAAUCCGCAAUGACAACACGCUAAGGAUUACCCGAGUGAGUGCGGAGGACGAGGGGACGUACACGUGUGUCACCGAGAACCGCGUCGGCAAAUCAGAGGCCUCGGGAAGCCUUGGAGUCCAUGUCCCCCCCCAGCUGGUGACGCGUCCCCGGGACCAGAUCGUGGCGCGAGGUCGCACGGUGACCUUUCAGUGUGAAACGAAGGGGAAUCCUCCGCCCGCCGUCUUUUGGCAGAAGGAAGGAAGUCAGAUCUUGCUGUUUCCGAGUCAGCCUCCCCAGACCGUGGGCAGAUUCUCGGUGUCUCCGAGCGGUGAGCUGACCGUCAUCGAUGUCCAGACGGGUGACUCGGGCUACUACAUGUGCCAGGCCAUUAGCGUGGCCGGGAGCAUCCUGGCCAAAGCUCUUCUGGAAGUGGAGGACGCGACGUCCGACCGAAUCCCGCCGAUCAUUCGCCGUGGCCCAGCCAAUCAAACUGUGGCAGUGGACUCGGUGGCGCAGAUGCAGUGCCACGUCUCCGGCAACCCUCUCCCCAGCAUCAAUUGGCUGAAAGACGGGCAGCGAAUUGCAGGAAGUGACCCCAGAAUCGGUAUCCAGGACAACGGCACCUUGCAGAUCACCCAUCUCCAGGUGUCGGAUUCGGGGCUGUAUACCUGCGUAGCCACGAGUUCCACCGGGGAGACGACGUGGAGCGGCUUCCUGGAAGUCCAAGAGAAAGGCUCCUCGGGACACGUGCAGCUCUCCGAACCCAACCUCGUUCCCGGAUCCCCGUCCAAACCGCUCGUCACCAACGUCACCAAGAGCAGCGUCACGCUAACAUGGCAGCCGAGCGCGCAGGGGGGCAGCGCGCAGGGGGGCAGCGCGCAGGUCUCCUCCUACAUCAUCGAAGCGUUCAGCCAGUCGUCGGGGGGCACGUGGCAGACGGUGGCAGACAACGUUAAGGUGGAGAAGCACACGGUGAUCGGGUUAAACCCCAACACAGUCUACCUGUUCAUUAUCCGCGCAAUGAAUUCAUUUGGAUUGAGUGACCCCAGCCCGAUAUCCGAGCCGGUCCGGACCCAAGAUGUGAGUCCCACCAGGCAAGGCGUUGACCAUCGCCAGGUCCAGCGCGAACUCGGGGAAGUCGUCGUCCAGCUUCAGAAGCCACUUAUUCUCACGUCCUCCACGGUCCAGGUGACUUGGACGGUGGAUCGUCCGGCUCAGUUUAUCCAGGGGUACCGGGUUAUGUAUCGGCCCAAAUCCAGCGUCUGGGUCGUUCAGGACGUGAAGUCUCCCUCGGAGCGCCGGGUCAUUCUUGUGGAUCUGAAGAAAGGGACGGAGUAUGAGAUCAAGAUCCGGCCGUACUUCGACGAGUUUCAGGGCAUGGACAGUGAGGCGCUUGCCGUCCGGACGCCCGAAGAAGUUCCGAGUGCCCCGCCUCAGUCUGUCGCUGUGGUAACCGUGGGAACCAAUAACAGCACCAAUAUUAGCAUAUCAUGGGAACCGCCUCCAGUGGAACAUCAGAACGGGAUUAUCCAGGAUUACCGGAUUUGGUGUUUGGGGAAUGAAACGAAGUAUCAUAUAAACCAGACGGUGGACGGCGCGAUGCACUCCGCGGUCAUUCGGGGGCUCGUUCCAGGGAUCCCCUACCGCGUGGAGGUCGCAGCAGCAACAAGCGCGGGUUUUGGGGUGAAGAGUCAGCCAAUCACCAUUCAGAUCAAGCCCUUGUCGGAGCAGAUUCCUAUUAAUAACGGGGAAAACGUCAGCCUGACGGAACAGAUCACAGAUGUCGUCAAGCAGCCGGCAUUCAUUGCAGGCAUUGGCGGCGCAUGCUGGGUAAUCCUAAUGUGCUUCAGCGUCUGGAUCUACUGCCGGAGGAAGAAGCGCAAAGAACUGAGUCAUUACACGGCCUCGUUUGCGUACACCCCCGCAGUUUCGUUUCCGCACACAGAGGGCGCCAGUCACAUUACCCCACGGCCUGGCCUGCUGGCAACCAGCGCUUCCAACUAUCCCUGGCUCGCCGAUUCCUGGCCAGCGACCAACUUACUGAGAAACGGGAAACCGAAAGACCUGGCCGCUGCCUGCUGUCCCGGAAACCUCACAGCCUCGGAAAGAUACUAUAACGAUGCCGGGAUUUCUAAUUACAUCGCUCAGACAGAGAAGUUUGGGACGGGGGUUUCAGAUGGCCCCAUUUACAGCACCAUUGACCCCGCCAGUGAUGAUAUGAGAACAUUUAACAGCGCUUUCUCCCAGCAUACUACCCCAUAUGCCACAACACCCGUUGUACCCUAUGGCGGACAAAGCCUCCGCUCACCGGAGGAGGAAGACAAUCAGUGGCCCGUCCAGCCCGGUACCUCCGGGAUCCUCUACGCCCAACCGGAUCGCAGCAAAGCCGAAAACGUUUCUAAAAAGCAGAAAUCUAUUGGCAAACCAGUACAAACCCCUUCCCUAAACUGGACGGAGAUUCUGCCCCCGCCGCCUCCUGAGCUGAGCCAGUACCAGGACGACGAUACAGACAUGGAAAUGACCUCAGACACAGAGGAGUGGUGUCCUCCGCUGCCAGAAAGGACAUACCUGAUGGAUAAUAUCCCGGAGGGCUGCCCGUCCCCGCCGCCCCGCUGUGACGCUACGUCCCCGGCUCACUCCUACGGCCAGCAGUCUACGGCCACCCUGACACCGUCACCCCGGGAUGACGUGACUCCAUCGGAGGACAUCCCUCGACUGCAUCAGUUUGACGCUCCCCAUCAGGCCAGGAAGUUGCCCGGCGGAUCUGUUCCCAGGGCCCCAAGUCCCCCUCUGACUCAGUCCAACCCCAGUCUCCAUACUGGGCUGGAAGGGGGAGAGAACCUGCGCCUCGGACAUCGACGGAACCUGAGUCAGAACCCGGCGCUGAGUUCAGAGAACGUCAGUUUCCAAAACGCAGGGAAGCCCCCGAACGUGUUGGGGGAGAGCAUCUGCACCCCGCCGGGGCAGAAAUCCCGCGGGAAGAAGAAAUCCAAGUCGGGCCACUAUCGCCGGGAAGCCAAGCAAGGAGAUCUACCUCCGCCUCCAGAGCCUCCCCCUGCCCUCGAGGAGCCCGGGUCUCCCCACAGCAAUGGGCCCCGGGGGGAAUGCGCCGCCUCCUCUCUGGAAAGAGACACAAGUGGCAGCUCUUCAGUGGAGAGGAGAAACGGGGGGCUCCAGCGCUGGGGAGCCGGAAGCCAUCAGCCGCCACACAGGGAUGAUGAAGACGUUCUCCCGUAUAAUAAGCCCAGCUUCCUGUCCCGGAGUCAGAUGUCCAGUAAUUGUUCCACAGCAGGAAGCAGCUCCUCCCGAGGAUCCGCGGGGUCGCGGGGUCACCCGUCUGGAAGGAGUAAACCAGGGAAAGAGGAUAAGAGAUGAAGAAACUGCGGCCGUGAAACCCCCGGACUGCUCUCUGCCGCCGCGGCUCCGCUCCGGACGAGCCGUUCGUGAAAAGACACUUUAAACAUUUUCCAUUUAUUUUCCAUGAGUUGCUUAUUUAUGACGUUUUUUGGACACUUUUUCCCGGUUUGAUGUAAAUACGCCACGUCCGGACCCCAGGAAAUAUAUUUAUAAAAGCAAGUUGUACUUUAAAAUGUU
Messenger RNA from Spea bombifrons (plains spadefoot toad), 4382 nucleotides. RefSeq names its product roundabout guidance receptor 3 (gene ROBO3). The record is from RefSeq and is a predicted model, not a curated record. Bases 18 to 4163 code for a protein of 1381 amino acids. Gene Ontology annotation, molecular function: protein binding. Lineage: Eukaryota; Metazoa; Chordata; Amphibia; Anura; Pelobatidae. Gene Ontology annotation, biological process: axon guidance; cell-cell adhesion. The transcript is spliced from 28 exons. Gene Ontology annotation, cellular component: plasma membrane; axon.